Messenger RNA from Anarrhichthys ocellatus (wolf-eel), 5430 nucleotides. It is a transcript of the gene il11ra, whose product is annotated as interleukin 11 receptor subunit alpha. NCBI's taxonomy places the organism in Eukaryota, Metazoa, Chordata, Actinopteri, Perciformes, Anarhichadidae. Gene Ontology annotation, molecular function: protein binding; cytokine receptor activity. Gene Ontology annotation, cellular component: membrane. The record is from RefSeq and is a predicted model, not a curated record. The coding region runs from base 117 to 1328 and encodes 403 amino acids. The transcript is spliced from 12 exons.
UCUCGUGCCCCGCUAGUCUGUCCGGGGGAGCUGAAGAACAACUCGACGAAAAGUCCCAACUAUGGAAGGCGACAACAUAAUAAUAAUGCCUGUUUGACUCGGGGACAUUUUCCAAGAUGCCAGGCCUUUUGUCCAGUCCUGUGUGUCUGACAGUCAUCUGGUUUCUAUCGUGGUCGCUGCGCCCCGGUCGAGCUCAGCUUCGGACUGAUGAAGUGUUAGGCGUGCAGUACGGGCAGAUGCAGUCCAAUGUGACACUGGCCUGCGGGAAGUCACAAAUCAGGGCGCCUAUGGCGUGGCAUCUCAACCACAGCUCAGCGCUGCCGUGGCACAAAGUGACCUCCGAUGGAGCCUUAGUGCUGCUGCACGUCGACCACUCGGCGCAGGGCAACUACAGCUGCUAUGACGCCCGGGGGCUCCUCCUCCACUCCGUCACACUCAGGCUGGGCCACCCCCCUGGGCUGCUGAGCGUUUCCUGUCAAGUGCCCAAUCACACGCACGUUCGCUGCUCCUGGACGGAAUCGGUGAAGACCUUCCUGCCAGCCAAGUACAACGCCUCCUUCAGGGGCACCGGUCAGGAGUGGAGGCCAUGCGUCCUGGAUGUGGCCCGCAAGCUCUGCGACAUCUAUCAUCCUGCCUUCUGGCAGACCAUCCAUACCCUGAGAAUCACAGAGACCAACGCCCUGGGGUCUGAGACGACGGCCGCCCGCUUUAGGUUACACGAGCUAUUGAAACCGGACCCUCCAGAGUCUCUGCUGGUGAAGGCCCUAGAGGGCCAUCCAAAGAGGCUGAUGGUCUCGUGGGACUUCCCUGCCUCCUGGCCGCUGCAGGAUGCGUUCCCCCUCAUGUUUCAGAUCAGAUACAGGCCACACGGCUCCGUGUACUGGUCCGAGGUUUUCUCCGAGGAGAGUCCAGUCGUGAUAUUUGACGCCCUGGCUGGUCACCUCCACCAAGUUCAGAUUCGAGCCCAUGACGAGGUGAACUCUGACAGCCAGUGGAGUGAAUGGAGUCCCCUGCUCCUCGCCAGGCCUUGGGAAGUCUCCUCCACACCUGAAUCUCCAGAGGAGCUCCAGCCAGAGGAAAGCUUUCCAGAAUAUUUCUUUCCCUUCAGCACAAAACCUGAAAUCUCAACCGCAAAGUCCCACAAUUCUGUACAUCCUGAGGAUGAAGGUAAUUUGGGUUUGGUGAUUCUGCUGGUUUUGUUCUCCGUGGUCAUCCUCACCACCGUCCUUUCCCUCAUCUUUGUCGUGUGGGUGAGACAGAGGCGGCGCGAUCAUGUGACCAAACAGGAACUCACCUCUAUGGUCAAGAUGAAGUCCAUGCCAAUCUAAUGUUGAUUUCAAGCAUCUUGUCCUUGUCAGCCCGUUCUAGGGCUCCUCCCGAGAGUCAGCCUCUGUCUACCGCUGUAUCAAGCUGACCGUCCGUAUUCAACUACAUUAACCAGAAUGCAUCUGCCAGGAUCCAGGACAGGGAUGAACCCAUGCAGGGAACUUUGCGGAGUAGGGUAAAGUUACCCAGUAUAUAAGCUGACUGAAGGGUUUGUUUUGCAAGAUUUCCUCGGACAUAUUCAACAACUGCACUACUACCCAUAAUGCAUCAGCAGACUCGUUCCACUGUCCAUGGGGACAGUUUCACUUCAGCAACAUCACUGUGGUUCAAUCCUCAGCGGCUGCAUCGGGACAUUUGAGUUCACUCACAACCAACGCUGCUUCAGGUGGACCGACUCCUCACCCUUUUAUUUUGGAGGGGAGCAACAUUUUUGGAACUUUUAAGCAACAAGUAAGAACAGGAAGUGCAGCUGCCAAACAGGAGAACACAGGCUUUUUUUCUUCUUUUUGUGGAAAGGGGAAGAUUUUUUCUGGAGACGACUUUCCUCUCUCCUCCCACUCAGAACUCCUCACGCUCCUUUAUUUUAUUUUUUUUUAGAUUCAUGGGGAGGAGCGUCCGUUAUUACACCGACCGACCGACUCAAUGCUGUGAAGGAAGCAUAACUGCCAGUCUCUGUGUGUGCAUCUGAUGCCAAAGCAGCAACUACGGGCAUUACUGGUCUCAGCUGAGGGGGGCGGGAGGCAAACCCGCCACCGGCUCCUGACCUGAGGGGGUUGGACAUGGAGAUUAAGGUCCAGUGUGGGGGCGUGUCCGGGGUUGGGCUGUCUAGACUUUAUUUCAUUUUACGACAAGAUUUUAUGUUGCAUGAUGUGCUUGUUUUUGCCUGUCUGGCGUCUUUAGUAUAGACAGUGUCUUGUGUUAUACCUCUUUCUAUCCAUCCAUCCACUGUUACUGAAUGUGUGUGAAUGACAGACACACAUGGGGGAGAGAGAGAGCGAGAGAGAGACGGGCCUUUCACAAACCACCACAUUAUGACUUUACAUAGAUACUAAAGGGUGGCACUUUAUCUUUGUGAUUUGCACAUAGUUAGAUGGGGAAAAUAUGGUCAUUUAAAUGCAUGUCCGUGUCCUCAGUAGGACUACAGCUUUACUAAACGAUUGUUAUCAUGAUCAAUUGAUCUGUGGGAUCUUUUUUUUUUUUUCAGGUAUUUUACUUACAAGGAUAUAAAAGCUACAAAUCUUUACAUUUGAUGAGCCAGAGCUGGCAAAUAUUUGGCACUUGAAUGAUAAAUGGCAAACAAUCUAUUAUCAAAAUUGUUGUUGAUCGACUGAAACAUGAAUCAACUCUCAGCUCUAGGCCCCUGAUACACCAUUGAAGUUACCACACGCCAGUUUUAAACGUGAUAAGACUUCAGUGUGUUCAAUAAAAGCUGUUGGUCUGGGGUUGUGAGAGGAGCAGAGGACUACAGUAAGAGGCAUAUUUGAACUAGAUACAAAAGCUUAUUAAAGGUCACCUAUACUAAUAGGAUUUUAAAAAGCAGGCUGUAGAAUUAUGGUAGGAACGCAUAAUAACAAGCUGGUUCAUUGAUAUGAUAAAAAAGGCCAGUUAAAACAUGUAUGAAGUCUCACAGACGGGCUGUAGGUGUGGGCCAGAUGGGAAUGGAAAUGAACGCAGACAGUGCAGAAAGCUUACUAGAGCAACUCCACCGCUAACUCUGACAUGGGUUCUGUUCACUCAGUGAGUGGGCUUUCACAAUCACUGCCACCAGCCUCUAUUUAAUCAGAAGUGGACACGGCCUGUGGACAAACACUAUGGGAACUGUGUUAGCAGCAUAUGUUCCUGAAGAACAGAGAAACAGUGUGCACCAGUGAGCUGGCCUGCUUCACCGCCUGGUUAUCUCACUAAAGCCGAGUUAAUGUAUCUGAAUCGGAGUUGCCGUCUGGUGGGUGUCAACGUGAGACGAGCACCAAGGCGACCGACUGACAAGAGCGACUCUCGCUCACUGCGCUCGUGUGUCACAUCCCGCCGGUUGGUGGGAAAUGAAGGAUCUCUGGUGGCCGGUCCUCACUGCAGGAAAAGCCUGAAAUACCUUUAGAAGAGUACAUCUGGUUUAGUUUUGCUUUUGGGAGUCCUGUCUGCAGCUGAUGGGAGUGAGGGGCUCUACUGGUGCUCACAUUGGUCGGUGCGGUGCUUAUGGAAGGCCAUUUCUGCCAAUGUGAUGAAAACAAAAAUCUCUUGUAUUUCUUUGAAAUGAGAAGCUUUCUCAAAAUCAUGACUUGAGUACUAAGUAAGUACUUUGGUAUUUCAUGAUACUAUGUCAUGUUGCAAUGUUUCUCAAAAUGAGUCUUUGUUUUAAGAAAGUUUGUAAUUAUGGUGCAUCACUUAGUCAUUUUAAGAUACUUAGUCAUUAUUUUAAGAAAACAUAAUAAUGGGGGGGGCUUCAAUAAGUAUAGUUUUACUCAUGUUCUGUUGAUCCAAACUGUCUAGUCAUCAUCUAUUUGACUGACUGACUGACUGACUGAUUGGUUGAUUGAUUGUAGUUUUUAUCAGAAACACAAGGUGCAUCCAAGUGAAACUUUUUCCAGUUUGACAACUGUAUGUUCUCAAGCUAGCUCCACAUAUUAUGCAUGGAUCCAGUUGAAGCUUCUUUUUUUUAAUACUAUCUAUAUAACAUUUUAGAAACUACAUUUCAUGUAUGUCAUCAUAUGAUAUGUUUAUAUGUACAAAAAAAACGAUAUAAGGGAAAGUUUGACAGACAUGGUUGAACUCGGUCUUGUAAUAAUAGACAAAUUAGCCGUUAAUUGGAAUUUUGCAACAUCAAAUGUGAAACCAAAAAGACAAAAUAUGGAAGAUAAUCUCAAGUAAAAAUAUUUUUUUACAAGAAAUAUAAUCAGAAAAAAUUUGAGAGCUUUUGAGGUUUGUGUAGCAUAACGUUGUCAUGUAAAAUCCAAAAGUGAAUGAAGAGAGAUUACCCAGAAAGCUAGUAUUAGUGACUGAGGACGAUCCAUGUCUGGAGAACCUUCCCAGCGUUGUGUAUUUGUGUCUUUCUCCCCAGUUAUAUGAAGCUGUGUUACUGUACGAUUACUGUAUGGGCAAUGUGUUUACUAAAUAUGUCUUCUUCGUACUUCCUUUACUUUAAUGUUCCCUUUCAGUCAUUUCCUUGCAGUCAGAUCUUUAUAUGGCAACAAUCACAAAGAAACAGUCUCUUUACAAAUUCAAGUCAUAUUUGAGAGAAAGCUGAUCUUUCACUUUCUGUUUGAAUUGGAGUCAAAUUUGUCACAUGUCAGAUACAUAUUUACAUGCAGCCAAAUGAUCUCUCAACAAAAUGUCAAAAUUGAAAUUAUUCGCAUAACUCAUUUUUUUAAACUGGAUUUGAAAAUUGGUAAUGGAUGGGCCAGUAAAUGAAUGUAGGUGUUUAAAAAAAAAAAUCAUAAUAUUACCUCCAAAUAUGAAGUCACCAAUCAUUUCCUGUAAUGCUUGUCAGUCCCAAUAAGCUGUGUAUUGAAUGAGUCUGUCCAUGCUGAUAAUGAGCCUGUUCCCUGCUCACACAUUUGAACUAGCAUGCUGUAUAUGCAGCAUAACUGCACACAUAAUGGUAGUCAUUUUUCAUAAUUGCUCGGUUUCACGGGUAACAAACUUCAUAUUUUUCCAAUCUGAGCAGCAAAGUAAAAGUCAGAAAUACAUUUUUUUAUGAUACAUUUUUUUAAAGCUGCUUCACUGAGUCACAUUUUAUAAACCCUCCAUCAGACUGAGUUUUUUUGGGCCAUACUUAGUGACUGUUUCCACCCUGUGUUCAUGGUUCAAAGUGAUUUGUUUUCUGCAUGGUGUGUAAUCAUGGAUUGCCAUCUUUACGUCUCACACUAGUGGUGUUUUCUAUGAUUUUGUGGUAUUAUCAUCAGUUUUUCUAUGUUCCUCUGCAGUAUGUGAUGGCAGGCUUUAGUUCUUAAACCUCAAAUUACACUCAGGCAUCCAUUCUAAGAUGUAUAUAAAGAUAUAUAUAUUAUAUAUAUUUUUGCUUUAUGUGUAUGACAAAUAUCACUAUAAGCUGUUUUUUUUUCUUCCUUUCCUUGUAUGUGUCUGUGAAAUAAAUACUAUUUUAUCACA